AUGGUGGCAAUCAGCAGCGGCUUUGGGUCAGGUGACCCCGUGGCAACUCGGACAUCGCGAGCAGCGACGCACCCAGACCGACCGGCGCGCCGCCUCGCGCUCCUGCUCCUCGUGACCACCGCGGCGAUCGCGCUGUUCCCUACGACCGCCUCGGCUUUCUCUUCACGCGGGCCUCUCUCUUCUGACCAGCGGGCGGCGGUCGAGCGCAUCUCUGCGCUCAAGCUCGCCCUCAGCGAGCGGCUAGCAGCCCAGGGCUACAAGUUUGAGCCGUCGCCCCGCCAGUGGGCGCGCCUCACCCAGAAGCUGCUCACCCCGGGGUCUGUCGUCAAGGUUGUGGCUUUCGGCGGCAGCGUGACAGUCGGCUACCGUUAUAGCAAGACGUCCUACCCGGAGCAGUUUGUUGAGUGGCUGCGGACGUCGUUCCCGGGGGUCGAUUUCGAGCUCACCAACAUGGCGCGGCGCGCAACGGCGGCGACGUUCGCAGCGCUGUGUCUGGUGCAGGACAUGCCGGAGGACGCUGAUCUUGUUGUGGUGGAGUACUCCAUUAACGGGUACGGCGGCCAGUGCCAGUGCUUCACCGCACCUCAGAACGCGGGGUACGAGACGCUCAUACGGCGGAUUCUCAAGCGCUCCCCCCAGGCCGCGAUGAUGACAUUUGCCGCCUUCAUGUGGCUCGACAAGAAGGGAGAGAGGGAGGUGUAUUACAACACGGGCGAGGACCAGCACGCCGUCAUAGCCCGGCGAUACGGCAUCCCGAUGAUGAGCGUACGUGACUCGCUUUAUGAUGUCAUGUUUGACCCAGGGAACCACUAUCGCAUCAACCGCUCCGAGAUUCUGGUCGACAUCGUGCAUGUGAGCGACCACGGCGCCAAGCUGUACGCCUCGUACCUGGCCUGGGGCCUCCGCCGGCAGGCCCUCCGCAUGAUAAAGCACCACGGCUCGCGCCUCGAGGCCGCCGCCGCCGCGCCGCCCGCGCCCAUGGUGGCGCCCCUGAACAGGGACGCGGCCAUGGAGGACUGGCCCACGUUCUGCGCGGAGGGGGAGGGGCUGCAGAAGGUGGUGGCGCCCAGCGGGGAGGGCGCGUGGCAGUGGGUGGACGAGGGCAGCAGCGCGUGCCCGGGGUGCCACAAAUACGGCUUUGCGUCAAAGGAGGUGGGGGCGUACCUGGACAUCGAUGUGAAUAGCGACGUCCUCAGCACACAGGACAAGGAGGCAGACGCCACGGUGAUGCUGGCGCUGUCGUUCCUCAAGUCAUACUCUGACAUGGGCAAGGUGCGUGUUUCCUGCAAGUCUGGCUGCACCUGCAAGGAGGUGGUGAUGGACGCGAAGAACAAGACCCCCACCAGCGAGCUGCACACGGAGCGCAUGCCCAUCAGCCCGCACCCACAGUGA
Molecule: messenger RNA, 1392 nt
Organism: Monoraphidium neglectum
Lineage: Eukaryota; Viridiplantae; Chlorophyta; Chlorophyceae; Sphaeropleales; Selenastraceae
Exons: 9
Coding region: 1-1392 (463 amino acids)
Source: RefSeq, a predicted model, not a curated record